Messenger RNA from Dromiciops gliroides (monito del monte), 1086 nucleotides. It is a transcript of the gene NGDN, whose product is annotated as neuroguidin. Lineage: Eukaryota; Metazoa; Chordata; Mammalia; Microbiotheria; Microbiotheriidae. Gene Ontology annotation, cellular component: small-subunit processome; nucleolus. Bases 22 to 966 code for a protein of 314 amino acids. Gene Ontology annotation, biological process: maturation of SSU-rRNA from tricistronic rRNA transcript (SSU-rRNA, 5.8S rRNA, LSU-rRNA). The transcript is spliced from 11 exons. The record is from RefSeq and is a predicted model, not a curated record.
AAGGAAAGCAAUGCUUCCAAGAUGGCGGCGCCGGAGGUGCUAGAGUCAGACCUGCCGCUUGCACUGUCUCUUUUGAACAAUCUCCAGGAGCAGGUGGUGGCUGUAACUUCGCAAGUUCAAGCUCUGACAAAGAAAGUUCGGGCGGGCGCCUAUUCUACAGACAAAGGCCUUAGCUUAUUGGAGGUGAAAGACCAGUUGUUACUCAUGUACCUUAUGGACCUGAGCUACCUCAUCCUGGACAAGGCUUCUGGAAGUUCACUUCAGGAACAUCCUUCAGUCCUGAGACUGGUGGAGAUUCGAACGGUUUUAGAAAAGCUGCGUCCUUUGGAUCAAAAACUCAAAUAUCAAAUAGACAAAUUGGUGAGAACAGCAGUGACAGGCAGCCUCAGUGAAAAUGACCCACUUCGAUUUAAACCUCGUCCCAGCAAUAUGAUAAGCAAGUUGAGUUCUGAGGAUGACGAUGACCAAGAAACUGAGGAAGGACAGUCUGGGGUUUCAGGAAAGACCACAAAGGGAGCACCCAAGAAAUACAUCCCGCCUCGUUUGGUUCCAGUGCAUUAUGAUGAAACGGAAGCUGAGCGUGAAAAGAAACUUCUGGAACGAGCCAAGAAGAGGGCCUUGAGCAGCUCUGUCAUUCGUGAGCUCAAGGAGCAAUACUCUGAUGCCCCUGAAGAGAUCCGUGAUUCCCGGCACCCCCAUGCCACUCGCCAGAGCCAGGAGGAUCAGCACAGGAUCAAUUAUGAGGAGAGCAUGAUGGUACGUUUGAGUGUCAGCAAGAGAGAAAAAGGACGGCGCAAACGAGCACAUGCUAUGAGUUCCCAACUUCAUUCCCUCACACACUUCAGUGACAUCAGUGCCUUGACAGGAGGAACCCCUCAUCUUGAUGAGGACCAGAAUCCCAUUAAGAAGCGAAGGAAGGUGUCUAAGAAGGGUAGGAAGAAAAAAGGUUUUCGGAGGCGUCGGUGAUUUUCUCAUGUUUAUGUAUACAUGUAUCACCCUGGGAUUUUUAUGUUCCAUGGGGUUCUGCUGUUUAUAUUCAGUGGUUGCUUUGAAUACAUUUGUAGAACCAUUCUUAUUAAUAAAAUU